This is a messenger RNA of Naegleria fowleri, 489 nucleotides long. RefSeq lists its product as uncharacterized. Gene Ontology annotation, molecular function: calcium ion binding. NCBI's taxonomy places the organism in Eukaryota, Heterolobosea, Eutetramitea, Acrasida, Naegleriidae. Gene Ontology annotation, cellular component: cytoplasm. The record is from RefSeq and is a predicted model, not a curated record. The transcript has a single exon. Bases 1 to 489 code for a protein of 162 amino acids.
AUGUUUGAAGCACCACUCACCACUCGAAUGAAGAGUGAUAUUUUGGAGAUCUUUGAAAUGUAUGAUACUGAUAAAAAGGGUGGACUCUCAAAACUGGAAUUUAAAUUGGCAUGCAUAUCUCUUCUUGGUUUCAAACCAUCAAAAUUUGAAAGAAAGGAAUUAUUUCCGACACCACAAUCAAUUGUAAAUCGAUCGUUAUUUGUUGAAAUUAUUAGCAAAAAGAUGAUGAGAAUAGAUGAACAAGAUAGGAUGAGGCAGAUAUUUAAUUCCUUUGAUAAAGAAAGAAAAGGUUAUAUUCAUCUUGAGAAUUUGAAAGAUGCAGUGAAUUCGGUGAUUAGAUUUGAGAAGUCGAACGGGAAAAAAGGUUCUCACUCUCUUUCGACUUUUGCUCUCGAAACAUUGCUUACCGAGCAUGAUGAGGAUCGAUCGAAUCGUAUUACCUAUUCCACCUUUUGCAAUUUAAUUUUAAAGAAACACUUGAUGAUCUAG